Messenger RNA from Xenopus tropicalis (tropical clawed frog), 2584 nucleotides. RefSeq names its product gamma-aminobutyric acid (GABA) A receptor, rho 1 (gene gabrr1). Gene Ontology annotation, biological process: monoatomic ion transmembrane transport; monoatomic ion transport. Gene Ontology annotation, cellular component: postsynaptic membrane; membrane. Bases 442 to 1878 code for a protein of 478 amino acids. Gene Ontology annotation, molecular function: extracellular ligand-gated monoatomic ion channel activity; monoatomic ion channel activity; GABA-A receptor activity. The transcript is spliced from 10 exons. The record is from RefSeq and is a predicted model, not a curated record. Lineage: Eukaryota; Metazoa; Chordata; Amphibia; Anura; Pipidae.
UCAUCCAACCUUUGCCCCCACCUGGAAAUCUGUGGUUUGCUUUGUAGGACCUGAUGUUUAGGAGGCUGCAGACACUAAUUAAUCAUAAAGGAGACGAUUCUAAGGGCAAGCACUGGACUUCUGCUCGCAACCCUGUUCCUGACUCACAGAUUCUAUUUGUUUGCACAGCACUGCCCCAAGGAACAACAUAAAAGCAGUUCACAAAGAGACACAAAUUCUACUCAGCAUGAAAAUCCCAGCCAUCUGACGUAGAGGGAUUUAUAGGUUUAGUGGAAAUUGCUUUCCCAGCAUCCAGAUUAAAUACUGACUGGCAUUUUGUCUCUGAACUGGUAAACAUCCUUCUAAUAAUGAGAUGACCCAACAAUGUAUGAAGGCCCAGAUAGAUCUCAGUUUUAGGGCUUCACCCGUGGACUAAUUUUGGGCCAUAGGCUGCUAGGUAUCAUGCUGACUAACAGUAACGUUCAGACCUGCAUCUUUCUACUUCUUUGGGGAUGGACAAUGUCAACUGAGAGCAGAACCCAGCAGCGUGUGAAAGGCGUACCUGAGCUGUACAAACAGGGCAGUAGGCCACACAGACAGAGAAGGGAAGUGCAUCAGGAGUCACACAAGCAAGGCAGCCCUGUAUUUAAGAGAAGUCCCGACAUCACAAAGUCUCCACUCACAAAGUCAGAGCAGCUUCUCAGAAUAGAUGAUCACGACUUCACCAUGAGACCUGGAUUUGGGGGUCCUGCAAUACCAGUGGGCGUUGAUGUACAAGUGGAAAGUUUAGACAGUAUUUCAGAGGUUGAUAUGGACUUCACUAUGACAUUGUAUCUAAGACACUACUGGAAAGAUGAGCGCUUGUCCUUCCCCAGUUCCAACAAUCAGAGUAUGACGUUUGAUGGCCGGCUAGUGAAAAAGAUUUGGGUUCCCGACAUGUUCUUUGUUCAUUCCAAGAGAUCCUUUAUUCAUGAUACCACAACAGAUAAUAUUAUGCUGAGGGUUCAACCUGAUGGGAAAGUGCUGUACAGUCUCAGGGUGACAGUGACAGCAAUGUGCAAUAUGGAUUUUAGCCGUUUUCCUCUUGACACCCAGUCCUGCUCUUUAGAGAUUGAAAGCUAUGCAUACACAGAAGAUGAUCUUAUGCUAUAUUGGAAGAAUGGUAACGAAUCAUUAAAAACUGACGACAGAAUAUCAUUAUCACAAUUCCUUAUUCAGGAGUUUCACACGACUACAAGGCUUGCUUUCUAUAGCAGCACAGGAUGGUACAAUCGCCUGUACAUCAACUUUACAUUACGGCGCCACAUCUUCUUCUUUCUCCUACAAACAUACUUCCCAGCAACCCUGAUGGUGAUGCUCUCUUGGGUGUCUUUCUGGAUAGAUCGCAGGGCAGCUCCUGCCAGAGUUCCCUUAGGUAUAACCACGGUGUUGACUAUGUCUACCAUCAUAACGGGAGUAAAUGCCUCCAUGCCCAGAGUCUCAUACAUCAAAGCGGUGGACAUUUACUUGUGGGUUAGUUUUGUGUUUGUCUUCCUAUCGGUGCUGGAAUAUGCAGCCGUGAAUUAUUUGACCACUGUGCAAGAGAGAAAAGAAAGGAAAAUGCGGGAAAAGUAUCCUUGUACCUGUGGGGUUCCACAGCCACGCUCAAUGAUGGACAGCAGCUAUAGUGAUGGUGAGGUAAACAACCUUGGCAAUUAUGUGUCUGAAAAUGGAGAUAAGGAAGACAGAAUCAUGGUGCAGCUGGCGCUCAAUGCAGAAAGAAACUCAAACAGAAGGAAGAGUCAGCGGGCGUAUGUCAGCAUGCGCAUUGACACUCAUGCUAUUGACAAGUAUUCCAGAUUAAUAUUUCCUGCAUCAUACAUUCUGUUUAACCUCAUAUACUGGUGCAUUUUCUUGUAAGUAUUCUAAAAGACAAUAGCUGUGGGCAUUUUUGGAAUAAUGGUAUAUAUUACCCUGUGGUUCACCAUGUAUAAGUAGCAUGUAUGACACAAACUAGAAGAAUUCAUUUUGUGCUGCUUCAACCAUGCCGGCAGCAGCUGUGCUGCACUCUGUCUUCUUUAACUGAAUUUUACCUUUAUAUUUCAUAUAAGGUAUUUUAUAUUUAUAUAGUAGAUACGUGACAUAUUAUUGCUAAGUCAAAGAAACUUUCUGUGCACCAACAGAGCUGCAAUGCACAGCACCCUUUUUACAGUGCCACAGUCUGUUAUUUGCCCAACAGCUGCCUGCUCUGUGCUGUUUUGAUCAUCCCCUGCAAUCUAUAUUUUCAUGUCGCACCAACAUUAUAUGACCAGUUCUUGUAUGAAAUAAAAUAUUUAUCAAGUUACUGUCUUUACAGUCAUACUGUCAAGCUGUUCUAUCCAGCCAACCCCACCAAGGAAAAAAUGUCUGUUGUUGGGGGAGGGUAGAACGUACAAGACAAUAUAAACUCAUUUGUCCAAGAAUCCAUACAGAAUUAUGUCUCAAAUAUAUAAUGCUCAACAUCAAGGUACCAACAACAUAGCAUGAAAAUUUGCCACUCACACAUGUAUAUGGAAAAGUAUGGUAGGUAAUUAUAAAUCAGACAACACCUCACUAAAUUAGGUUGACUGCCCAUACAACUUUGAGG